Molecule: messenger RNA, 5786 nt
Organism: Canariomyces notabilis
Lineage: Eukaryota; Fungi; Ascomycota; Sordariomycetes; Sordariales; Chaetomiaceae
Product: P-loop containing nucleoside triphosphate hydrolase protein
Exons: 2
Coding region: 353-5356 (1667 amino acids)
Biological process (GO): lipid transport; transmembrane transport
Cellular component (GO): intracellular membrane-bounded organelle; membrane
Molecular function (GO): lipid carrier activity; ATP hydrolysis activity; ABC-type transporter activity
Source: RefSeq, a predicted model, not a curated record
CUAGAGCCUCGCUUAGAAUUCAAUAUACAUUAAUGGAGUUCCCCUCUCCGUCAGAUGAGUGUCUUUUAAGCCUCAAUUCGAUUCCGGGUUUCUGGUUUCCAUCCCAAAAUCUGAAAUUGGAUGACCUUGAUGUGAAAAGGCAGCCUUUCCAGUUGUCGGCUGUGGAACAUCAGACGAACAAGCCACAAACCGCCGAGCGCACAACAGAUUGCGCUAAUCGCCCAAUCGCUGAACCAUCAAAGCCUAAUUAUAACGCCCUGACGCACUGUGACUUGCGCGACCGCGACGCCAUCGCACCGCUGAUCGACAUUCCGCGGGAGGGGCCGCCGAUCGGGCCGACGCCGACGGGAAAAUGGCGCUCCUCCGGCAGACAUGGACAUUGACGUUGAAGAAUUGGCUGAUAGUGCUUGUCCGGCAUAGCUUUGCAACCGUGUUUCGUGCAUUUGUGCUCCCUAUUGUCAUCAUCGCCUUCCUCGCCUUCGCCCGGAAUCUGUUCCAGCCCGCCGCAGUCUUUGGGGUUAGCUCUCCGCACGCCAUACCUUCGCUUCCGGAAGCCCUUGCGAGCUCGAGCGGGAGCGGUCGGGAACACGUCGUGUUCGUGCACAAUGGCUUCACCGGCGGCGAGAUUGGGCGCGUCAUUGACGAGCUCGUGACCACGGUGAGGGAUUCGGGCAAGAACGCAACCAUUUUAUCCUCCGAGAGCGAUCUGGCCUAUGUCUGCCAGGCAAGUCUUCGAGGUGUUACUCCUUGCUUUGCUGCCGUCGUCUUCAGUGGCUCCCCAAGCGAGGGGGGUGGUGGUUUCUGGAACUACACCAUUCGAGUCGAUCCCUCGCUUGGUGCCGGGCGCAUCAAUGUCGAUCGCGACGACAAUGAUUCGCAGGUCUACCUGCUACCUCUACAGCAUGCUCUGAUCAAGGCCAUAUCCCGUACCAACAACGGGACCAACGGCGCUAUGGCCCUUCCCAAUGCCAUCGACAACUACCCUUUCACCUCUCUUACCCGUGAGGAGCGUGCCGACCAGAUCCGUGUCAACUUCCAGAGUGUCCUGAUCAACGUUUUUGCCGUCACCUUCCUCCUCGGUCUUAUUGGCAUUGUCUACCACAUGGCGGGCUUCAUUGCAACUGAGAGGGAGACCGGCAUGUCUCAGCUGAUAGAAGCCAUGAUGGCCACGAAGGGCCACUGGCAGCCCCAAGCCGCUCGGCUCUUGUCGUACCACCUUUCGUUCUCGAUUGUGUAUUUGCCGGGCUGGGUCAUCUCCUCUAUAAUCCUAGCGAGAGGCGUUUAUGCCAAGACGAACGUUGCGGUCGUCUUGCUCUACUUCAUACUUGCCGGAUUGGCCCUUGGCUCCAUGACGAUCCUAGGCGCCGCUUUCUUCAGGAGAUCCCAACUUAGCGGCGUUUCUAUUACGAUUCUCUACAUUCUUUUGGCGGUCAUCGCUCAGUCGGUCAAUUCGCCCAACACUGGAACAGUCAUCGUUCUGAGCCUUCUAUUCACGCCUUGCAACUUUACAUAUUUCAUGACACUGCUUUCUCGCUGGGAGAGGGAGCAGUGGCCUACUGACCUUGUGGCGGAGCCACCCAACAGUCCGUGGAAUGUUCCUGGCGUCGUUUUCUUCGUGUUUCUCGCCGGCCAGAUACUCGUUUACCCGAUCCUCGGAGCCCUGGUUGAGAGGUGGCUGCACGGUUCGACUUCCGGUGGCCGCCACAUUGUUGUUGGUGAGAAGCGAGGGGAGCAUCUCGAUCCUGACUGCGCCGUCCAGCUGGACUCUUUUACAAAGAUCUACAAACCCGGCAUUGUCCGCCGCAUGUUUUCAUUCAUCUCGAAGCCAACAACUGUGGUAGCCGUCAACAACCUCACCCUGUCUGCUAGCCGUGGCCAGAUCCUCGCCCUGCUGGGCGCCAACGGCAGCGGGAAAAGUACAACUCUUGACACAAUCGCAGGGAUCAACACAGCUACGAGCGGCAAAAUUACGAUAGACGGCACGGGAGGUCUUGGCAUAGCACCGCAGAAGAACGUGCUUUGGGACGAGCUGACGGUUGAAGAGCACAUUCGCAUCUUCAACAGGCUCAAGUCGCCUGGCAACCACGCCACCAAGGAUGAGAUCCACCAGCUUGUCUUGUCUGUCGAUCUCGAGAAGAAGAUCAAGGCCAAGUCUGGCACACUCUCGGGCGGCCAGAAGCGGAAGCUGCAGCUAGGUAUGAUGCUGACAGGUGGCAGCCAGGUCUGCUGCUGUGACGAGGUCUCUUCAGGUAUCGACCCCCUGAGCCGGAGAAAGAUCUGGGAUAUUCUGCUGGCCGAGCGUGGGCGGCGCACCAUCAUCCUGACAACCCACUUCCUCGACGAGGCGGAUGCUUUGGCCGAUUACAUCGCAGUCCUCUCCAAGGGCAGUCUUCGUGCCAAGGGUACCUCUGUCGAGCUCAAAAACCGGCUAGGCGGUGGUUACAGGAUCCACGUCAACAAUGUCAAGAUGAUCCCUUUUCUUCCCGAGAUUGCCGGCGUUACUAAGAAGGCUACCCAAGAAGAGGCUGCGUACAUUGCUUCUACGUCAAGCCUGGCAGCAAUGAUGAUCAAGGAGCUUGAGGCCGCUGGCAUCACGGACUAUCGGUUCUCUGGGCCCACCAUUGAGGAUGUGUUUUUGCAGCUCGCCGAGGAGAUCAAGGACGAUGAUGGCGCUGAAGUUGACCAGCAUGGUGUUCUCAGCUCAACCGAAGAGGAGAAAUCGGCCACCAACGUUCCCGGCGCCAAAGGAACUGAGAAGGGCGGCCUCAAACUUCUCUCUGGGCGGCAUGUGGGCUUCUUUGAGCUUUGCUGGGUGCUCUUCAGGAAGCGGUGCGUUAUCUUCAAAAGUAACUGGUUCCCUUCUGUCGCCGCUUUCGUACUUCCAGUUGUCGCAGCUGGUUUAGUCACAUUGUUUGUCAAAGACCAGCAGCUGGCUGGGUGCAGCCCAACCGAGACCUCUUCGCUCGAGGCAGCCGGCAACAUUUUCGAAGACCUCAAGUUUUUCGUCGUCGGCGGCCCCUCGAACAAGUUGUCUCAAACGACGCUGGCUCGCUUGUUUGCACCCAUCUACCUCAAUUCCGUGAACACCGGCAGCGGGAGCGUCAACCCAGCUGAUGGCGCCUCUUCUGGGGCCGCCAGCACCGCGGCCGACCUGCUCCGGAAUCUGACGAUUGUCAAUUCUUUUGAAGAGUUUUCCAACUCCAUCGUGCAGUACCGCAAGAAUAUUACCCCCGCUGGUAUUUGGCUCGGCGAUGACGGAUCUCGCCCCACGCUCGUCUACAGAGGCAACGGCGCUGAAAUGUUCAACGCUUAUUUUGGCCAGUGGGUCAUGGAUAUGCUUCUUACCAACACGACCCUCUUCUCUACCUACGGCGUCCUUGACAGGCCAUUCACCCCUGGCACCGGCAACUCGCUUCAGUUGCUUGUUUAUGUCAGCCUUUCCCUAGUUGCCUACCCCGCCUUCUUCGCGCUGUACCCGAAUCUGGAAAGAAGACACAAUGUCAGGAGCCUGCAAUAUGUAACGGGCGUCCGUCCGGUACCGCUAUGGCUGGCCUACACACUCUUCGAUUUUGCCAUUGUGCUAGCAGGGGCCGCGAUAUCCGUCGGUCUCCUUGCUGGGCUGGCGCCUGACCUAUGGUACCACGUCAGCUACCUCUUCUUGAUCUUCAUCUUAUAUGGGAUUGCCUCGACAGUUCUUGCCUACAACGUCUCCCUUUUCAGCGCCAAUCAGCUGUCAGCGUACGCGUUUACGGCGGCCGGUCAAGUCAUCAUCCUGCUUCUCUAUAUAAUCGCCUUCAUUUGCGUCCUCGCCUAUGCUCCUGUCCCUAGCAUCGAUCGUAUUCUUCUGAUCAUUACCUUUGUCAUGUCCGCGCUGGCCCCCAUAGUCCCCGCCGCCCGCGCUCUUUUUGUCGCUCUGAAUCUCUUCGCGACCUCGUGUGACGGCGACCAGCUCGGGUCGGACCCAAGCGCAUUGGUCCGGUACGGUGGCCCAAUCCUAUAUCUCAUCAUACAGAUCAUUGUCUACUUUCUCGUUUUGGUCUGGGUCGACGGCGGGAGUGCAGGCUUCUCACUCGGUCGCAUUUUCACUCGCUCCUCUCCCGCGAAACACCCUGGUGAUCCCGCUUCGGCCGAAGAGGAACAAGGAGAUGAAGAAGUCGCCAACGAGCUCGUCCGGGUCAAAAGCUCGGCCAGCGGGGCCCGUGACGGGCGCUCUCCGAACUCGGCAGACGGCCUGCGCGUCGUAAACUUGAUCAAAUCCUUCGGCUCCAACACGGCGGUCGACAAUGUCACCUUCGGCAUCCGGCACGGCGAGGUUUUCGCCCUGCUGGGCCCCAACGGCGCGGGCAAGUCCACGACCAUCAGCGUGAUCCGCGGGGACCUGAAGCCCUCCGGCGGCGACGUUUUCGUAGAGGACGUUUCGGUUGCCCGGCAUUUGGCCGCCGCGCGCUCGCAUCUCGGCGUUUGCCCGCAAUUCGACGCCCUGGAUCAAAUGACGGUCGAAGAGCAUUUAGCCUUCUACGCGCGAGCACGUGGUGUCUCGGACGUGAAACACAACGUUGACGAAGUCCUUGUAGGGGUAGGGCUGAGCAGUUUCCGUUCCCGCUAUGCCCACGCACUUUCCGGGGGGAACAAGCGCAAGUUGUCACUGGGCAUUGCGCUGAUGGGCAACCCGUCCGUGGUUCUGCUCGAUGAGCCUUCUUCGGGUCUCGAUGCCGCCGGGAAACGCCGCAUGUGGCGCACCCUCGCCACCACCGCGCCGGGCCGGAGCAUCCUCCUCACGACGCACAGCAUGGAGGAGGCCGACGCCCUGGCCGGCAGAGCCGGCAUCCUCGCCAAGCGCAUGCUCGCUAUGGGCAGCGUCGACCAGCUCCGUCGGAGGUUCGGCGACCGCCUCUAUGUCCACCUCGUCUGUAGGGGCGCUCCUCGGACGAGCGAGCAGGACGUGCAACGCGUGGUGGAAUGGGUCCGUAGGGUGUUUGGCGGAUCGGCUGACGUCGAGGAGAAGACGUACCACGGCCAGCUGCGCUUCAGCAUCCCGGCCAGUCUGGUCCUGGGUGGUGGUGGUGAGGGUCAGAAGCAAAUUGAGGAUGAGGAUGAAGAUGAGAUUACCACGACGUCCAGCUUGGCCGGGGUUGGAGGCGGGAAAGGAUCGCCGCCGCCCUCGUCCUCCUCGGCGAUCGGCAGGUUGGUGGUGCUCCUUGAGGAGAAUAGAGCCGCGCUCGGGGUCGAGCAUUUCAGCGUCAGUCCCACCACGCUGGACCAGGUCUUCCUCACUGUUGUCGGGCAGCAUAAUAUUAAGGAGGAAGGUUACGAGAACAAGGAGAAGAAGAAGAAGUGGUGGCGGUUUGGGAGGUGACCGCCUAUUUUGAGGCGAGCGGUUCGGGAGGGUAUUUUGCGGAAUAUUUAUACAUGUUGAGCGACAGCCGUGACCGGCAAAUUUCUUUGCUGAUUUUUCUUGCUGUGCGAAACGCAUAUUGUACUGUACCUCAAUCUGGUGUAUAGACACGAGGAGGCUGGGUCUAGAGGUAUAUAUAUAGAGAGAGAGAAGAUUUGCUGUGCUGGGGCAGCAAGAGAGAUUAGAGCACAAGAUGGGUUAGAGGGUGGCCUGGUCGUUUUCUGUGUUGAUUCUACUACAUAUAUACCUCAGAGGCGAAGAUGAUAAAUGGACGUUUCUCCUACUGCGUGUAUAAUACAAAGGACCGGUAGUAGUUGGUCGCUGAUCUCGUCCUCGAGCUUGUGCUCAGUGAAGGUGGCGUCAAUGGUCUUGAUCGAGUGGCUGGGGCUUA